Messenger RNA from Closterium sp. Naga37s-1, 1662 nucleotides. NCBI's taxonomy places the organism in Eukaryota, Viridiplantae, Streptophyta, Zygnematophyceae, Desmidiales, Closteriaceae. The record is from the annotation of a GenBank genome assembly.
AUGGGGCAGCAGCUUCCGGCUCUAAGUCAGUCACUGCUGGCGGAUGCGGAAGGGGAGGCGGAGCGCGCUGGUGAGAGGGGAAAGGGCGGAGCGGCGGAGAAGGGUACGGCGCAACGCGAAUCGGCGGACGGGGCGGCGGAAGGGGGCAGAUUGACGCAGGAUCAGCGCGCGGACAGGGGUGCGGAGAUGCGUGGCGCGGGGGGAGGAGUCACGGGUGUGGGGGAAGAGGCGCAGAAAGAUCCGGAAAAGCGCGGAGAGGCGGAAGCAGCCCCUUCGGCGACUUCGAAGGCGCAAGGAAUGGGAGAGGAGAGGGGGGCUGCGGGAAAAGAGGAGGAAGCGGUAGCAGGUGGCUCAAAUGAGAAGGAGGGUGUGCGGAAAGAAGCAGCGCAGGCGGAAGAGAUGAGGGGAAUGUUGGGGAAUGUUGGGAACGUGGUGUUGGUGGGGGGAGAGGAGGGGGAAGGGGAGGGGGAGGGGGGAGAGAAGGAGGAGGGAGUCAGGAGGAGCACGGGAACCACACAAGGCGGAGGCCUUUCUAGCGCUGAGGCAGCGCGGUUGGCGCAGGUGCCGGCGCAGCUGGUGGUGGGCGUGAUAGAGGAGGCGCGGCGGCGCCAGCAAGCAGUGGAUGAGGCGCUGCUGGAGGAGCGCCUCACGCUCGAGCAGUUGGAGCACGAGCGUGCAGUGCUGGAGCUGCAGCAGCGCAUACAGGGCGCAGAGGCGCGGGUGGAGGCAUUAAGAGCAGCGCGGGAGAGGGAGAGGGAGCAGCUGCAGGCGCAGGCAGAGCGCGUCAAGCAGGACUUGACUGCCCGCCACGAGAGGGCCCUGCAGGACAAGGAGGAGGAGGGAGCAGCGAUGGCAGCAGAGGCGGGGGUGGUGGCAGAGGCGAGAGCAGUGGCGGGCAUGGCUGCUGCAGAGGCGCAGCACACGCACGAGGUGGAGCGACUCAACCUGCAGCUGGCAGCACUACACGAGGCCUUUCGCACGCGGUCAGAGGAGGAGAGGAAGCGACAUGCUGGGCACUCCCUUGCCAUGCUCUGCUUCGCUCUAGAAGACGCUGCUUUGAACGGCACUCCCCUCGCCCUGCCGCCCACAUCCCUCCAACCCUCCUCCCUCCCUCUCUCCUUCUCCAACCAACAAGCCACUGUUGCACCCACAACAACCAGUGUCAGCGGCACUAGCGGCAGCGCAGGUGAAAACGCAGGUGUGGUGGCAGCAGAGGCACCAGCAGCAGAUGCUCUCGUGGAUGCUGUGUUGGCCUCGCUGCCGCCCCCUGCUGCUGACCAGGGCGUGCCCACGCCAGCUCAGCUGCGGCAGCAGCUGACUGCGCUGCGGCUGUCGCUGAGUCAGCUGGGGCUCAUGCCACCUCAGGGCGCCGGGGUGGUGGCUCAUGCCUUGGCGUUUCUGGCUGCGAUGAUCAAGCUGCCUGAAACGGGCACAGAGCUGCCGGGAGGUGGGGUGGAGGCAGCAGUGGCUCAGGCCGAAGCUCUGAUGCAGGGUGGGCAGCUGCAGGCAGCGGCAGAGGCAUUGGAGGGGGCGCUUGCGGGGACUAAGGCGGAGGAGUUGGGUGGGGAGUGGGCGCAGAAGGCCAGGGAUAGAGCAGUGCUGGAGCAAGCUGUUGCUGUGAUGCGCGCUCAUGCCGCCACUGUGGCUCUCUCGCUUUCCUGA